AUGAGAUUCACUUUAUUAGCCCUGUUGCCCUUGGCACUUGCUAACCCUCUCAACAAGCGCUCGACCGCAUGCAACAAUUCCCCUGACUUGUGCUCCAAGUCCUACGGCGAGAUCACUCACCUGGGCGCCCACGACAGUCCCUUUGUGCGCGACUCCAGCACGAGCAAUUCUAUCGCAGGCGACCAAUACUAUGAUACCCCCACACAACUGGACGCCGGCGUCCGGAUGGUCACAGGCCAAGUACACAAGAGCAACUCGGAAUGGCGCCUAUGCCACACAAGUUGCGAUCUGCUAGAUGCAGGCCUUCUGAGUGCCUGGCUGGGCGACAUCAAGUCCUGGCUCGACGACAACCCCAAUGAAGUCGUCACCGUGCUCCUAGUCAACUCAGACAGCGCAUCGGCCUCCGACCUGAACACCGAGUUCGAGACAGCAAACAUCACCGACUACGCCUACCAGCCGGACUCAUUGACCUCGGCCCCGUCCUCAUGGCCAACCCUCGAAACGAUGAUCAACAACAGCACCCGCCUCGUCGUUUUCGUCGCCUCCCUCACAACCGACGACAGUUACCCAUACCUCAUGGAUGAGUGGAACUUUGUCUGGGAGAACCCCUACGAGGUAACCGCCGCCUCCAACUUCUCCUGCGUCCCCGAUCGUCCCUCCUCCGUCUCCGGGGAUACUUCGACCGCUCUCUCCUCCAACAUGCUCCCCCUGAUGAACCACUUCCUGUAUUCCUCCGAUCUCUCAUCCCUGGGCAUCGAAUACCCGAACGCCAGCUACGUCGCGACCACGAACGCUGCGUCCGGUGGCACCGGUAACCUCGGCAGCACAGCGACGCGGUGCAAGUCCGCCUGGAGCGGCCGCCAACCUACAUUCAUCCUGGUAGAUUUCUUCAACCGGGGUCCUGCAAUCGACACAGUUGACAACCUGAACAAUGUCACCAAUGCCGUCGGCCGCACAUCACUCACCACCUCCGCAGCAGGCUCCUCCAGCGACGGGACCACAAUCAACAACGUCUUUAAGGGCCUGGUCGAGCUCGCCGAAGCCGCGGCAGCUGGAUCCACCCCGACAAUGGGCAACUGGAUCUGGGUCGGUGGAAACUGGGGUAGUGUGCUCGGAGGCGGAAUCUCCCUUUAA
Messenger RNA from Penicillium atrosanguineum, 1134 nucleotides. RefSeq lists its product as uncharacterized. The transcript is spliced from 3 exons. The coding region runs from base 1 to 1134 and encodes 377 amino acids. NCBI's taxonomy places the organism in Eukaryota, Fungi, Ascomycota, Eurotiomycetes, Eurotiales, Aspergillaceae. Gene Ontology annotation, biological process: lipid metabolic process. Gene Ontology annotation, molecular function: phosphoric diester hydrolase activity. The record is from RefSeq and is a predicted model, not a curated record.